Molecule: messenger RNA, 1884 nt
Organism: Colletotrichum truncatum
Lineage: Eukaryota; Fungi; Ascomycota; Sordariomycetes; Glomerellales; Glomerellaceae
Product: Versicolorin B synthase 3
Biological process (GO): secondary metabolite biosynthetic process
Molecular function (GO): flavin adenine dinucleotide binding; oxidoreductase activity, acting on CH-OH group of donors
Source: RefSeq, a predicted model, not a curated record
AUGCGUCUCAUCCCCGUCCUCACAAUCCUCUUCACCGCUUCAGGGCUGGUGCACGCUGCUCCUGCCGAUGAUGAAGCGCAUCAACAUGCUGAGCACAAACGACAGCUUGGCAGCAGCGCUGGUGACCUUGGCAAAGACGCGACUUUCGACUAUGUUAUCGUUGGAGGUGGAACUGCGGGCCUCGUCAUGGCAAACAGACUGAGUGCCAAAAAUGGUGUUACGGUUGCUGUCAUUGAAGCUGGUACAUUCUACCAGAUCACCAACCCCAUUAUAGGCAACACACCCGCCGGUGACACUCUUUUUGCCGGUUCCAGCCCACUCGACACAAACCCUUUGGUUGACUGGAACUUCGUUACUCAGCCACAAGAGGGUGCCAACAACAGACGCAUUCACUAUGCUCGUGGAAAGUGCCUUGGCGGAAGCUCGGCUCGCAAUUUCAUGAUCUAUCAGCGCGGCACCAAGCAGUCUUACCAGAAAUGGGCGGACGCUGUUGGCGACGACAGCUACACCUGGGACGCUCUUCUUCCUCAUUUCAAAAAGAGUGUUAAAUUCACGAAGCCCGGCUCUUCCCGUGCUGCCAACGCCAGCGCAGAGUACAAUCCCGAUGCCUUCUCCCCAGCAGGCGGUCCGCUACGCGUUUCGUAUGCCAACUACGCUCAGCCUUUCAGUACCUACCUUGAGCCCUCGCUUAAUGAGAUUGGCAUCCCUCCUAUUCAGGAUUUCAACAGCGGUGAGCUGAUGGGCGCUCAGUACUGUGCUGAUACUAUCGCUCCUGAGACCCAGAAGCGUGAAUCCAGCCAGACGUCAUUCCUCAACGAGGCCAUUGGGCGCAAGAAUCUGAAGGUAUACCAGCUCACUCUGGCGAAGAAGAUUCUCUUUGAUGGCAACAAGCAAGCCACUGGUGUCGUUGUGACUUCCAACUUGGGAUUUAGCACGUACACUCUGAAGGCCCGAAAGGAAGUCAUUCUUUCAGCUGGCGCAUUCCAGAGCCCACAGCUUCUUAUGGUCUCUGGCGUUGGGCCCCGUGAUCAACUCCAAAAGUUCAAAAUCCCCAUUGUCGCCGAACGUCCUGGCGUUGGUCAAGGGAUGGAAGACCACGUCUUCUUCGGCCCUACUUGGCGCGUUAAAGUCCAGACUCUCACCCGUCUUGCCAAUGAUCUCCUCUACACGGCCGCUCAGUUUGCGAUUCCCUACACUGUUCUGAAGCAGGGUCCUCUUACCAACCCUGUCUGUGACUUCCUUGGCUGGGAGAAGACGCCCCGUGACUUGAUCAGUCAAGAGGCCGCCGACGUUCUCGACUCUCAGUUCCCCCCGGACUGGCCAGAGAUUGAAUAUCUCACUGCCCCAGGAUAUGUCGGCAACUUUGCCAACCUUCUCCUGACUCAACCCAAGGACGGCUACCAGUACGCUACUAUCUUGGGCGGUCUUGUCGCGCCGCUCUCUCGUGGAACCGUCACCCUCGCCUCGGCCGAUACUAAGGAUCUUCCUCUUAUUGACCCUAAGUGGCUUACUGACUCGACCGACGUCAGUGUCGCUUUGGCCACAUUCAAGCGUCUUCGCCAGGCAUUUGCCAGUAACGCGAUGCGUCCAGUGUUGGCCGACAACAAAGAAUACUACCCGGGCCCCGCCGUUGAGACAGACGAGCAGAUUCUCCAGACCAUUCGCAACUCUGUAAUGACCAUUUGGCAUGCGGCCUGCACUUGCAGAAUGGGCAAGAGUGAUGACCCCAAUGCUGUUGUUGACAAGGACGCCAAGGUCAUCGGCGUCAGCGGAUUGAGGGUAGUCGACGCCAGUAGCUUUGCGCUGCUGCCCCCCGGCCAUCCUCAAAGCACAGUUUAUGUGCUUGCGGAAAAGAUUUCUGCCCAAAUCCUUGCAGGGAAUUAA